Molecule: messenger RNA, 1600 nt
Organism: Meira miltonrushii
Lineage: Eukaryota; Fungi; Basidiomycota; Exobasidiomycetes; Exobasidiales; Brachybasidiaceae
Exons: 1
Coding region: 388-1341 (317 amino acids)
Source: RefSeq, a predicted model, not a curated record
CGCAAAGCCUACAGUGCAACACAUGCUGCACUAAAAUGAACAAACGGCAAAAGCAGUGGAAAAGCACCGCCUCAGUGUUGAUGAAGUGGUCCCUUGACUGGGCCCGCGUCUGACAAAAGAAAGAACAAACGCCCAAAGUUACAUGCAAUGCAGCCUGCCUGCGUGCGUAGACGGCAAAAAUAAAAUAAAAAACUUGACAUACAACAUAUUGCAGAGUGUGGAGUGGCAGUGAAGAUGAAUUCGGAGAAGACAUGUUGAAGGUUGUCUUGUUACCAUCACUUGUUCGCUCACAUAACCUAUUUUAACAUAAAAGACAGGAUUAAUUCGUGAAUCGAGACAAGAAGACCUUUUCACUCAACAGCUGGAACAGCAGCUCAAUUCAUUAAAAUGUCUUACCCCUUCACAAAUCAACACUAUGCGCAAGACAGCUAUGCGCACAAUGCAUACAACAACAAUGGAGGAUCACAGGGGCAUUAUUCAUACGAUCAAAAUCAAAAUUUGAAUCAACACAAUUCAUACGAAAGUGAUCCUUAUGCCAGAGAUGCACAAACAAACGUUCAUGAUCAAAGUGCCGUUGGACCUGAUGUACCGGAAAAGAGUGAAAAGAUGUACAAUGAAGGUAAUUCACCUUAUGGAGCAAGAGGAGCAGCACCUGAUCCAAUCUAUACCGGAAACUCAAUCUGGUCUCACGAUGAUAAACGUUCAAUGGCAAAAAGGAGCGUUCCUGCAAAAUUGUUCAGAGUGUUAUUUUGCAUCAUCAUCAAUGCAAUCAUUGUGAUUAUCAGUAUUAUUUGUUUGGUCGUCAUCUUUGCAAGGCCGUUCAAUGUUGGUGUGGGAACCGUUACACCUCCUUCUUCGAAUUCGGUCAGCUUGGACGGAAAUGCGAUCACAUUCAAUGGUUCAAUUGACUUCAUCGUCUCCAACCCAAAUUCAAUCUCUUCUGCGCUCUCAUUGGAUGCAAAAGUGUACGACAAUGUCGAUAAGAGUCAAGAUAUCGGAAGAGGAAGCAUUGACAACGCAAAGAUUGAUGCAAACGCAAACAGUACGAUUCAUUUCCCAUACCAGAUUCGAUACAAUUAUGUAGCCGAUAAGAAUAAGCUGAUUUUGCAAGAUUUGGUGUCAAAGUGUACUUCAAACAGUAAAUUGGAUCUCGAACUAAACAUCAAUGCAAAACUCAAAAUUCUCUCUGUUCCGGUUCCGGUUGCUUUCAGUCAGGAUAUCAACUUUGAUUGUCCGAUUCCCAGCGAUAUCCUCAAGAAUAUCGCAGGUGGAAAUUUGGGCAGUCUCGCGAGUAGCUUUGGCGCCAGAUCAAGAAUACCGGACGAUCAUCACGAACUGUAGCAUAUUCACAUUUUAUUUUUCUCUCCCCUCUCUGUUACAAGGACAAUAUCUUUUCUGACUUUCUACUUAAAUGCAUGCUUAUAUUUUUCAUAUUCCACAAUGCCAGUCUAAUUUUACAAUUUUGCAGAAUCUUUAUGGUGUUUGACAAUGGAGUCUUUGAUAAUCUUUGCGACUUCUUUUCCUGUCAAAUCGGGAUUUUCUUGAACGGCCAAAUGAUUUGCAUCUAAAUCUGACCAAGAAAAUCGAUCGCCAAAUUUGG